AGAGACUCUGACGGCUCUCCAAGCAGCUGCCUGAUCCCUCUCAAAAGCCGGCCUCCUCGCCCAGCGUUCCCUUCCACAGCCCCCACGAUGGCCAGGAACCACCAAGUGCAGAAAGCCAAGCUGGCCGAACAGGCCGAGCGUUACGAGGACAUGGCGGACUUCAUGAAGGCCGUGGUGGAAGAUGGAGCAGAGCUCUCAAACGAGGAACGCAACCUCCUCUCCGUCGCCUACAAGAAUGUGGUCGGCUGUCAGAGGUCCGCCUGGAGGGUCGUCUCCAGCAUCGAACACAAGACCGAGGAAGGAGACGACAAAACUCAGCUUGUCAGUGAAUACCGGGAGAAGAUUGAGAAGGAGCUGAAGGGUGUUUGCAACGUUGUCCUGGGUCUGCUGGAUAAGCAUCUCAUCCAGAAAGCCAGUGAUGCAGAGAGCAAGGUUUUCUACUUGAAGAUGAAAGGCGACUAUUUCCGCUACCUGGCCGAAGUUGCCACUGGCGAUGACCGCAAGCAGAUCAUUGACAACGCCCGGAAAGCCUACCAAGAAGCAAUGGACAUCAGCAAGAAGGAGAUGCAGCCCACAAACCCCAUCCGCUUGGGCCUGGCCCUCAACUUCUCGGUCUUCCACUAUGAGAUCGCCAACGCCCCAGAAGAAGCCAUCAAGCUGGCCAAGACCACCUUCGAUGAAGCCAUGGGGGACCUCCACACGCUCAGCGAAGACUCCUACAAAGACAGCACCCUCAUCAUGCAGCUUCUCAGAGACAACCUCACAUUAUGGACCGCAGAAUGCUCAGGAGAAGAAGGGGGAGAGGCUGCCGAAGAGCCCAAGAACUGAACUUUUUAGAUCGCAGAACGACGGUAACUCCCCGUCUCAAUCUCUCUCUUUUUUCCUCCCUUUCCCAAGCCACCCUAUUUUUAUAAGAUGUGUCCCCAGCUCCUGAAAGUUCCGGCUGGGAUUUAGACAGCAAAAAAGGGACUGAUUCAUAUGCACGGGACUCGAACGUUUAUCCGACCCUCCUCGCGUGGCAGCUUUGGGGUUACCUCUGUCCCCCCUUGGCCCCUGUUCUUCUUGGUGUGUGACCCCUACUGCAGCCUGGAGCGCCUUGCUUUGUAUAAACUCUUGGGUCUGGUGCAGCACUCGGUUAACACAAGGCUCGUCCUGACUUGUCACAGAGGACUGAGAUAUAUAUUAUAUAGAUAUAGAUAUAUUGUUUCAGUGUUUAACUGUUUACAAAAAUUAAAACAUAACCAACAACCUGAGAAGCUAGAUGUCGUUUGGCAUGGCAACGGUACCAAAAUAGGAGCUGAGCCGAGUUAAAACAAGAGCGGUCACCUUUGGUUCCAAUUCUGCAGGGUUUUCUCACCCUUAGCAUCCUGUUGUUGUAAGAAGAUGGCGGUGGUGGGUACUUUGUGGGGCGGCUGGGGUGGGCAGCUCUUCUGAGUGGGUUAAGAAUAGCAAUCUCACGAGGGCCUCUUUGUUACUGUGUUACUGAGUUGGUUUGCUGCCGUAUUCUUUCCCAAUAAAAGUUCCCUUCUACGCCUGCC
Messenger RNA from Elgaria multicarinata webbii, 1538 nucleotides. RefSeq names its product stratifin (gene SFN). The transcript has a single exon. Gene Ontology annotation, cellular component: cytoplasm. The coding region runs from base 88 to 828 and encodes 246 amino acids. Lineage: Eukaryota; Metazoa; Chordata; Lepidosauria; Squamata; Anguidae. The record is from RefSeq and is a predicted model, not a curated record. Gene Ontology annotation, molecular function: protein kinase binding. Gene Ontology annotation, biological process: signal transduction; intracellular protein localization.